AUGUUGAAGCCCAGAGAGGAGGACUGCAAGAAGUACCUGCAGAGGAGGCAGGAGCAAGCCAACCAGCCGCUCCAGGUGCCAGCAGUAGACAGCAGCGUGCCCAAGACCUUGGAGCUGAUGGGCAUCACCACCCGGGAUGAUCCAUAUGGCAAUGGAACAGAGAUGUUUGAUGCCUUCAUCUGCUACUGUCAGAAAGACCUUCAGUUUGUCCAGGAGAUGAUCAGGGAGCUGGAACAAACAGAGUUCAAACUGAAGCUCUGUGUGUUUGAUCGGGAUGUCUUGCCAGGAACGUGUGUAUGGUCCAUCACUGGAGAACUUAUAGAGAAGAGGUGUCGGAGGAUGGUGGUUGUCAUUUCAGAUGAUUACCUGGAAAGUGAUGAAUGUGAUUUUCAGACCAAAUUUGCUCUUAGUCUUUCCCCAGGUGCUCGUCUCAAGCGGCUGAUUCCAGUCAAGUGCAAAUCCAUGAAGAACGAGUUCCCAAGCAUCUUGCGGUUCAUUACAAUCUGUGAUUACACCAACCCCUGCACCAAGAAGUGGUUCUGGACGAGACUGGCAAAAUCCCUCCUGCUGCCAUGAUGCCAGGUCAGGAGAGCCAGGUGCUCUCUUGUCAUCUGUCCUGGUGGUGCCUUUGGAUCGUGGUGUCAUUCACACAGGGUCUUCUACCCCUUUAGAACCUGGAUCCUUGCAGCUGGUGUUUGGAGCCUGUCACCGGGAGCAAAGGGUUUUCUCUAGCACUUUCUUUUAACUUGAAAGGGGAA
Molecule: messenger RNA, 758 nt
Organism: Chaetura pelagica (chimney swift)
Lineage: Eukaryota; Metazoa; Chordata; Aves; Apodiformes; Apodidae
Gene: MYD88
Product: myeloid differentiation primary response 88
Exons: 5
Coding region: 1-576 (191 amino acids)
Biological process (GO): Toll signaling pathway; MyD88-dependent toll-like receptor signaling pathway; positive regulation of canonical NF-kappaB signal transduction
Cellular component (GO): plasma membrane
Molecular function (GO): Toll-like receptor binding; TIR domain binding
Source: RefSeq, a predicted model, not a curated record